CAAAGUCCGGAUAGGUCUGCAUAUGCUGGAAUAGACCCUACGGCUGAAAGUUUACAUGUUGGUAAUCUAGUAACGAUAAUGACUUUACUGCAUCUACGUAGAGCUGGACAUAUCCCAUAUUUCGUUAUUGGAGGUUCAACUGGUCUCAUUGGUGAUCCCAGCGGUAGAUUAAAGGAACGCGAUCCGUUGUCGAUAAAUACCGUAACACAUAAUGUACAAGAAAUUCAAUGUCAGAUUUCAGAUUUACUCCAUAAUGAUUUUAAUAUGUGGUCGGAUAAGGAUCAAUUAUUAUUUAAACAAUCCAGAAAUUUCGGUGAUGUUAUUUUAAAUAAUGCUACAUGGUACGAAAACUUUAAUAUUGUCAAUUUUUUAUCAUCUGUUGGACGACACUUUCGGAUGGGAGCUAUGUUAUCCAGGGAUAGUGUUAAGCAAAGAUUGAAUAGCCCGGAAGGCAUGUGUUUAACUGAAUUUUUUUAUCAAGUAUUCCAAGCUUACGACUUUCAGAGGAUGUGUGCCGAGCGCAAUUGUCACAUUCAAGUGGGAGGAAGUGAUCAAUGGGGUAAUAUUGUAGCUGGUUGUGAAUUUAUCCACAAAGUUGAUGGAAAACGAGUUCAUGGCCUAACUGUCCCUCUCUUGACAAAUGCUAGCGGAGAGAAAUUAGGAAAAAGUCUUGGCAAUGCCAUUUGGUUAUCACGUGCUAAAACGUCACUUUAUGAAUUCUAUCAGUAUUUUAUGAGAACGGAAGAUGCAGACGUGGAAAAGUUCUUAAAAAUUUUUACCUUUAUACCGGUCAACGACAUUCGCAACAUUGUAGCUAGACACUUGGAGAAACCUGAAGAACGAUAUGGCACAAAAAUAUUAGCAAAUGAAGUUGCCAGACUUGUCCAUGGCGGUAAUAAGCAUACUAUAUUAAGAUUCUUUUAUUACUAUUUUUAUCUUAGUCUUUAUAUUUUUAUCGAUUUUCUAGCAAAUAAACUACAGCAGAUUCUACGUGAUGUACCGAAUAUUCAACUUAAAUGGGAUAAGUCACGAAACAUGGCCGAACUAGCAUUGAAUUGUGGUGCUGUUCCAUCUUUCAAUCAAGGUCGAAAAUUAAUAGAAAGCGGCGGUUUUUACGUUAACGAUACGAAAAUUACGGAUUAUAAAGCCAAAGUAGAAAGUGAUAUCCGGAGAUUAGAUGGCAGGAUCACAGUGGUCAGGACAGGUAUUGCAUACAUGUUUGAUCUUAUAUACGUAUACGAGUUGUGUUAA
Trichoplax adhaerens is the source of this 1251-nucleotide messenger RNA. RefSeq lists its product as uncharacterized. Gene Ontology annotation, molecular function: tyrosine-tRNA ligase activity; ATP binding; RNA binding. The transcript is spliced from 10 exons. The annotation marks the transcript as partial. NCBI's taxonomy places the organism in Eukaryota, Metazoa, Placozoa, Uniplacotomia, Trichoplacea, Trichoplacidae. Gene Ontology annotation, cellular component: cytosol; mitochondrion. The record is from RefSeq and is a predicted model, not a curated record. Gene Ontology annotation, biological process: tyrosyl-tRNA aminoacylation.